AUGAACGGCUAUGUGAAAGUGUGCAGCGAAGGCGAGCCAAGUUGUAGGUCCACGAAUAGAUGGCUCGUAAAGGUGCCCACAAAAGACGGAGUUUUAGAGCCCUUCAGAAAGUGUGUCGACCGGCCCCGCCUCCCCUCUGCAGGCCUCCACUGCGUCCCGUCCGACUUAGGAAAACGUCCGUUGUUAGACUGCGAGGCUACGUGGGGCGUCGGCGGUGGGGCGCGGAGAGCGGGGCGCAGGGGCGGACGGGGGGGUAGCGUUGCGCAACGCAUUACAAUAAAGCGACAUUACGUGCGGCCGCAGCGCCCGCGUCGGGGUCAUGCGCCGGGCCUGCGCCCUGCCGCGUCUGUUUCGGGGAAUGAGAGGCGAAUGAUCCAGCCGUCCACGCAAGGAUGCGCGGGCGACGCGCGUUUCUUUUUAGAAAGUGGCACGUGUCGGGGUUGUUCACCCUACGCGAUCCGGGUCAGGCGCCGCCCCGCGCACCCCGCGCGCCCACCCGCCGGCGCC
Iphiclides podalirius (scarce swallowtail) is the source of this 507-nucleotide messenger RNA. NCBI's taxonomy places the organism in Eukaryota, Metazoa, Arthropoda, Insecta, Lepidoptera, Papilionidae. The record is from the annotation of a GenBank genome assembly.